GUUAAGCGCGGUUUGUCAGUCGAGUCGGUAGAGUCGAUACCGUCACCGUCACCGUCAUCGUCAUCAUUAUUGUUGCUGUAGCACAACUCGACUGUUCGUUCCACAGCCAUGUCGAAGUAUACGAAACUGGCCCGCGGGAUCUGCGAUCUACUGAUCUGGGCCGCUCUCAGUGUGGGCAGCCUGCUGCUACACAAGUGGGGAAAGCCUUUUAAGCGCGGCUUCUUCUGCGGGGAUGAGUCACUGGCCUAUCCCUACCGCGAGAGCAGCUUCGAGCACCAGCUAGUACUGGCUAUUGCCUUCGGGGUGCCCACCUCGGUGAUCGUGGUGGUGGAGCUGUUCAAGCAGCUGCCGGGUGGCGCCCAGCGCGAGAACUCGGGCAAGCGGGACGGCUGCCGGCUGGGACACCGAGUCGGACAGCUCUACAAGCAGGUCAUCUUCUAUCUCUUCGGACUGGCCAUGGUCGCGUUCACCACGAUGCUCUCCAAGGUGUGCAUUGGCCGACUGCGUCCACACUUUUACGCCGUGUGCCAGCCGAUGCUGCCGGACGGGAGCACCUGCCAGGACGCCCAGAAUCAGGGACGCUACAUCGACAGCUACACCUGCAGCAAUGCCAACAUGACGGACUUCAACUUCCGGCAGCUGAACCAGUCCUUCCCCAGCGGCCACGCCAGCAUCAUCAUGUUCGCGAUGCUCUACCUGGCCAUUUACUUGCAAGCGGCGUUGAGCACGCGCGUCUCCAAGCUGCUGAAGCACCUGCUCCAAUUCCUGUUCGUCAUGUUCGGCUGGUACGUCUCGCUCACCCGCAUCACCGACUACCACCACCACUGGAGCGAUGUUCUGGCCGGGGCCGUCAUGGGCGUCUUGCUCGCCUGCCUCACGGGCGCAUAUGUGGCCGACCUGUUCGCCUUCAAGCGCUGGCCUAAGAACGGCUACUCGGCCAACACGCUGCGCAAGCCCCAAGUAUCGCCCAAGAGCUCCACCAAGUCCCAGGCAGGCACUGCACAGGCCACGACAGCCUCCAGUGGCGGCCAGCCGCCUGCGCUGCCAGCCUACACCUUCGGGACGCUGCCCUACCUGGCGGCGCAUCCGGCUCAGGCGCAGUACGCACAAACCUAUCACAACUACGGAUAUGUUCCCUGAGUUAA
Messenger RNA from Drosophila subobscura, 1145 nucleotides. Its product is annotated as putative phosphatidate phosphatase. Bases 109 to 1140 code for a protein of 343 amino acids. NCBI's taxonomy places the organism in Eukaryota, Metazoa, Arthropoda, Insecta, Diptera, Drosophilidae. Gene Ontology annotation, biological process: signal transduction; phospholipid metabolic process; phospholipid dephosphorylation. Gene Ontology annotation, molecular function: phosphatidate phosphatase activity. The transcript has a single exon. The record is from RefSeq and is a predicted model, not a curated record.